UUAAAUUGGUUUUAAAUACAUACGUGCUGCAACCAAUAUAACCAGGAGUAAAAGGCAAGCGCACUUGCGUUGUUUCUAACGCUUGUGUGCACGUACAGCUGUCUUUUAUCUCUUACUAUUUACUACACUUCCUACCUUCUACAUACACGAUAGUCUCCUUCGGCUUUUGGUAUAUUUUUGUUCACCAUGUAUACGGUCGUUGGGGUAAAAAGCAAAUGGUAGAGUUCGGUCGAACUGCUCGAAGGAAAUAUGUUCUUUCGUGGAAUCAAGGAUACGUAAGGGACUAGAGUGGAAUAGAAGAAAGUGUAGUGAGGUAACCCAAAGAUGGACAGAAGAGCAGAGAUAAAUGCCUUGUGUGAAGAACUACUUCGUCGUAAGCACACUUUACGGGGAUUCCUUUUAACGUAGAAUACAUUUGUUGUACAUACAUACAUAGAUAUAUGUAUAUGUAAUUUAACCGUUUGCAUGUUACUUUAAAAUCAUUGUAAAAUGUUACUUAAAAAUAGAUGGCAACGUUACAUUUUGUUACAGUAAUUGAAACUGAACAGAAAUCUUAUAAUUUAACCGGUAAAUUUUUAAUAAUUUCAUGAAUUUUAAAGCGAAGCAGACAGGUAAAGUAGGUGGUGCGCAUAGUUUACUUAACCUCAAGAUCCUUUGAAAAUUGAGAAUAAGAAAGAAAGAGGAAAGGAGAAAAGAAGAAAACGUUUGUUGAGUACUAAUUCAGUUGAUCAGACGAAAGUAUGGAACAACUACGUGCAGAUAAUAACAGUAUUGGGGAAGAUUAAACGGUUGGAGAAGAUGAAGACGGAGUCGUCGAAACGGUCGCAGGGGAUUGGACAGUUGAUAAAUUGGCUGAAAGAGAAUAACGCGAACGUUGACGGAGCGAGCGUCGCCGAGUUUCCAGGAUACGAUUUGGGCUUGAAAGCUGAGCGUGAUUUUCUUGAAAAUGAAUUGAUUUUAAAGAUACCAAGGAAUCUUAUUUUCAAUACCGUAAACGCGGCGCCAGAGUUGACAGCUCUCAAAAAUGAUCCGUUGAUACAAGAUAUGCCUCAAGUGGCACUUGCGAUUGCGCUUCUUAUCGAGAGGCACAAAGAAAAUUCGAAAUGGAAAGCUUAUUUGGAUAUCCUUCCUACUACUUACACCACUGUGAUGUAUAUGACGGCUGCUGAUAUGAUUGAACUUAAAGGCAGCCCUACGUUAGUGGCCGCUUUGAAACAGUGUAGAAACAUCGCACGACAGUAUUCCUAUUUUAAUAAGAUAUUUCAAAAUGACAAUAACGCUGUAUCUGCUGUACUCAGGGAUGUUUUUACAUACGACAGAUACUGCUGGGCAGUUUCUACAGUAAUGACGAGGCAAAACCUGAUUCCAAGCGAAGAUGGUUCACGCAUGAUCCAUUCUUUGAUACCAAUGUGGGACAUGUGCAAUCAUGAGAACGGGACAAUCACUACAGAUUUUAACCUGACGUCAGACUGUUGCGAAUGUUAUGCCCUGAAGGAAUUCAAGAAAGGAGAUCAAAUAUUUAUUAGUUAUGGAGUUAGGACGAAUUCCGAUUUUUUCGUACAUUCAGGAUUCGUUUACAUGGAUAACAAACAAGAUGCUAUAAAAUUAUGGAUCGGCCCGUUACUAAUGACCAGCACGGAACCUUGUUUAAGAGAACGCGAGCAAUUGUUAAGAAAAUUACAUUUAACGGUGAUGAGUGAAUUUCUUGUAAACUCUGGAGUAGAACCAAUUCCUGGCUCAAUGUUGGCGUACCUCCGGUUAUUCCGUAUGCGUAAACCUGAACUAAUGCAUUGGCUUAAAUCGGAUCGUGUUAAUGAUUUAAAACAGCCCGAUUGCCCUUUAGAUACUGCCAUUAACGAUAAAGUUAAAAAAGCUCUGAUUUAUGUAUUGGAGAGUUUUAUUGCUAGAUAUCCAACAACUUUGCAGGAAGAUCUGCAACUGCUUGAAACGACGUUACCACAAUUUAAAAAAUUAGCCAUACAAUUGAGAGUAACGGAAAAGAGAAUUAUUUUUAAUGCGCUUGAAUAUGUGAGAACGAAUGAAAGUUAAAUAAGUAUUAUGUACUUGUAUGGAAUCAAAUAUUUAUUUUUAUCGCUAAACGAGUUUUACAAAUGGACAUGACUUGAAGAUCUGAUCCGCCGUGAUCCAUUGUGAUCCGAUGUGAUUCAAUAUAGAUAUAUAUACAGGUUGUUAAAAAAUUACCUGAAGAGCUCUACAUUGUUGGAUAGAUCACGGAAAAUCGAAGCGAAAAGUUCGGUAGUUUAGCCAUGUUUCGUUGUUGAAAAUUGACCAAUCAGCGCGCAGCUUGAGUGGCAAGACGCGCGGAGUACGAAACUAGCCUCAUCUACCGCCGCCGAGCCACGCCGAGAGUCGAGGUGCGAAGACAGAGCAAGCAAACGGAGACUCCGCCUCCGUGUAUACCUCAUUUCACCAGAGUCCAUAACUGCGACGCGCAGGUUGGAAGAUGGUGGGGGAACUUAGCGAGCCUCGAAGCUCCCACUUCGUUAACCGCGAGUUUAAUAUACAGGAUGAAACAAUAGUACGGUUGAAUAGGAAGAAUACAGAAUGAUACCCGUGAGUAAAAAACCGUGCUACCCGUUAUACACUCCAAAUGAAGCACUUUCGCGUAUACCGCAGUUCACCAGAGUCCAUAACUGCGAAAAGUCAAGUUUUCGUUCUUCGCGCAUCUCUAGUACGCAUCUUC
Osmia bicornis bicornis is the source of this 2704-nucleotide messenger RNA. It is a transcript of the gene Setd3, whose product is annotated as actin-histidine N-methyltransferase. The transcript is spliced from 7 exons. Gene Ontology annotation, molecular function: protein-L-histidine N-tele-methyltransferase activity; histone H3K36 methyltransferase activity; protein binding. Gene Ontology annotation, biological process: peptidyl-lysine trimethylation; actin modification; peptidyl-lysine monomethylation. The coding region runs from base 799 to 2049 and encodes 416 amino acids. Lineage: Eukaryota; Metazoa; Arthropoda; Insecta; Hymenoptera; Megachilidae. The record is from RefSeq and is a predicted model, not a curated record.